Molecule: messenger RNA, 837 nt
Organism: Cygnus atratus (black swan)
Lineage: Eukaryota; Metazoa; Chordata; Aves; Anseriformes; Anatidae
Product: fibrinogen-like protein 1-like protein
Exons: 4
Coding region: 1-837 (278 amino acids)
Source: RefSeq, a predicted model, not a curated record
AUGGCUACCCGGUACCUUUGUCUCCUGAUUUGCACCUCCCUGCUGGCUCCAGCAGCACUUCUUGCCUUUGACAUAAAAAACUUACAUCUCUGCAAUGGCACACUGGAUGAAAUUAUGAAUCUUCACCCAGAGUCCUUCCAGCUUGAUAAGGAUGACAAACAUGUUCGACAGGUCAGAGACAUUGCCCCUCAUUCACAAGUGGCUCAUGGCUGGCCCAAAGACUGCAGCGAGAUCCCUGCUGGUAGCCGCAGUGGUGUCUACAUCAUCCAGCCAAAAGGACUCCACCAGCUCGUGGUGUACUGUGAAAUGAAUGUGACAAAUGGGGGCUGGACGGUCAUCCAGAGGAACCAGAAAGACACAGCUGUCACCUGGGCUGAGUCCUGGAGCACCUAUAAAUACGGCUUUGGGAACGUGCGCAGCGAGUACUGGCUGGGCACCGAGUACAUUCAUCAGAUUGCCAAGCAGAAGGUCUACCAGGUCAGAUUUGUCAUCUGGGACACCAAAAACAACAUCAAAUUUGCAGACUACAACCUCUUCAGUGUGGAAGAUGAAUCCCAUGGCUACCGGCUGAGGCUGGGCUCCUACACAGGGACAGCGGGAGAUGCCAUGACUUCAGACAAUCCCAACACUAUGCAUGACAACAUGAAGUUUUCCACAAAAGAUCGAGAUCAGGAUACUUACAGUAAGAACUGUGCCUACAGCUAUGAGGGCGGGUGGUGGUACUCGGCAUGUUAUUCUGUACGGCUGAAUUUCAAGGGUGGCAUGACAUGGGGUAGCCUGUGUAAAGGGGACUGCAAAUCUUCCCUUAUCCUCAUCAAACCAGCUCCAUACUGUUAG